AUGUUAAUAUUCUUAUUUGUAUUAACUUUUUUACGAUUAACCGUUGGAAUAGGUGUAUGUACAUUUGAUCGACCUUUAUUGGGUGAAUAUUAUUCAUAUGAAAAUGGCCUUGAAACUCAUACAUCAUUUAAAGAAAAUGGAGAUAUUGAUAGACUUUUUUAUCGUCGUGAAUCAGGUGCUGGUGCAACUAGAAAAGAUAGUGGAGGUCUUUUAGUUAGUAAAGAUAUUGGUGAAUGUUUUCAAUUAACUCUUAAACGAAAUUAUUAUGAACUUAUUUAUCGUGACAAAUCUCAAUCUUGUUUUCAAUGUUAUCAAAUGUUUAAUCGAACAAAAAAUAUAAUUCAAAUACGAAUAAGUUCAUGUGAAGCAAUAACUUCUUUAAUAACAAAUCAAAUGAAUUUUGAUGAAUUGUGUCGAACUAUUGAUGAACGAAGUGAAUUUAUAACACUUUUUUCAAAAAGCUAUACAGCGGAAGAAUGUCGUCGAACAAUCUAUGGAACAUAUCAUUUUACAUACGAAUUUCGUGAAGGUGGUAUUGGCAUUUGUGAUAAUCCAACCUCACGUUUAAUAUCUUGUCCUGAUCCUGGAACUCCAUUUGAAGCAAUAAAUCAACGUUUUAGAAUGGUAUAUGGAUAUUGUAAACAUUUGACAUCUUCGUUUGAUGCUGAUCAAUUAAAUCAAUGUCUUGGUUCAUGGAUAACUAAUGAUGGAAAUAUAAUAACUGCCAUUGCUAAUGAACGUGUUGGAUCAGAACGUUGGUAUGAUAAAUUUCGUUGUAUGUUAUCACGAAAAGAUCAACCACAAUGGUUUGCCAAAUCUUUAUUUGCUGAAUGUUCUUCUUUAUCAAGUCCAACAGAUGGACCAGAAAAAGUUAUUAUUACACCUAUCAUUCCAGAAGAACCAACAGCAUCAUGUUAUUUUCCAAGCAAUUUAACAGGUCAAUGGAUAAAUACCGCAAAUGUAAAUGCUCGUGUAUUGAUAAAUGCAACACAUAUACAUGAAAUAGCCAAAGUUAAUAAUCGUGGUUGGCUAAGAGAAACUUAUUAUGUUUGUCAACAAACAUCUCGUAGUCAAUAUUUAGUUAAAUCUGUUACCAAAGGAGAAUGUUUUUCAUAUUAUAUUUGUUUCGAUUUUAAAGAUCGUCAUCAUAAUAUACUAAGAUAUAGAAAAUCAAAAUCAUUUAUGUCGAAUUUAUAUAAUUUAUUUCCAAAUCGUGAUCCUUUUUAUGAAGUUUGUUCAUGGGCAAGUUUUGGUAAUGAUGCCAAUUGGAAAUAUCAAGUUUUUGUUUUGGAUCCUCCAGCUCCUAUUGAAUGUCCAUUUACUGGUAUGUGGACAUUUAAACAAGUUGGUCAACCUAAUUCAUUAAUUCAAACAAGAAUUCGUGGUGGUAUAACACCUCGACCACGUGAUCAUGGUUGGUAUAUAACAUGUGAUCCACAAUAUAUGGUAUCACAAUGGACAAUAUGUGGUGAUCAAACAAAAUCCAUGUUUGCUGAUCGUGAAUAUUGUCGACAAUUAGAUCCAUAUGGAACACCCAUUGGUGUUUAUGAACAACCAGAUUAUAUAUAUCAAUGUGCUGGUUAUUGGAGAGAAGAUUCUCGAUCAAUGAUGGUUACAUAUGAUCGUGAUGAUCCUUAUAAUAAUUAUAAAUGUUGGGUUUAUGAAAGAAGAGAUUUAACAACGAUAACAUUAUCAAGAUCAGCUGGUUCAGCUUGUGGUUUUAAUCAAACAUCUGAAAGUUAUAAAUCGGAUGAUGGUGCUGAUCUUGCUGUAACACUUAUUGAAGCUGAAAGAAUUCAUGAUGAUUGUCCAAUUCGUUAUGAUGAUGGUCGAAAUGUAUUUAUUGAUUUAGAAGAAUUUCAUUUUUACUAUGCCAAAUCUUCAAUGAUUUAUCUGAGCAAAUUAAAAAGUCAAAUAUUGUGUACAUUCGAUCGUCCAUUAUUGGGUGAAUAUUAUUCGUAUGAAAAUGGUCUUGAAACUCAUACAUCAUUAAAAGAAAAUGGAGAUAUUGAUAGACUUUUUUAUCGUCGAGAAUCAGGCCGUGGUGCUACUGCUAAUAUAAUAACAGUUCUUGAUAAUCAUGCUAUGGGAGAAUGUUUUAAUCUCAUUUGGAGAGAAAAUCCGUUUGAUCAUGUUUCAAAACAUCAUUUUGAACUUAUUUAUAGAGAUAAGGAAAAAUCAUGUUAUCAAUGUUAUCAACUAUAUAAUCGAACACGAAAUAUUCUUCAAAUAAGAAAAAGUGAAUGUAAUGAAAUAACAUCAAUUGUAACAAAUCAAAUGAAUUUUCAAGAUCUUUGUGCAAGUAUUAAUCUAGAUGCUGAUUUUGAUACAUUAUUUUCAAAAACAUAUUCAGCUGAAGAAUGUCGUGCAACAAUAUAUGGAACAUAUCAUUUUACAUAUGAAUUUCGUGAAGGUGGUAUUGGUAUAUGUGAUAAUCCAAUAUCACGUUUAGUAUCAUGUCCUGAUCCUGGAACUCCAUUUGAAGCUGUUAAUGAACGUUUUUGGAUGACAUAUGGUUAUUGUCGAGAUCUUGUUUCAUCCAUUGAUGCACAACCACUUUAUCAAUGUUUGGGUUAUUGGAUUAAUGAUAAAGGUGAUGUAUUUACUGGUAUUGCUAAUGAACGUGUUGGAUCAGAACGUUGGUAUGAUAAAUUUCGUUGUAUGUUAACACGUCAAGAUCAACCCCAAUGGUUUGCUAAAUCUUUAUUUGCUGAAUGUGCUCGACUUUAUUCACCAACUGAUGGACCAGAAAAAGUUAUUAUAACACCUAUUAUUCCGGAAGUUCCAACACCAACUUGUUUUUUCCCAGAUAAUUUUACUGGAGAAUGGGUUAAUACAGCUAAUGUUAAUGCACGAACAAUAAUUAAUGCAACACAUAUACAUGAAAUAUCACAAGUUAAUAAUCGUGGUUGGCUAAGAGAAACUUAUUAUGUUUGUCAACAAAUAAGUCGACAACAAUAUUUAGUUAAAACAGUGACAAAAGGAGAAUGUUUUUCAUAUUAUAUUUGUUUCGAUUUUAAAGAUCGUCAUCAUAAUAUACUAAGAUAUAGAAAAUCAAAAUCAUUUAUGACAAAUGUUUAUGACGAUUUAUCAAAACGAGAUCCACUUUAUGAAGUAUGUUCAUGGAUUAGUUUUGGUAAUGAUGCCAAUUGGAAAUAUCAAGUUUUCGUUUUGGAUCCUCCAGCUCCUAUUGAAUGUCCAUUUACUGGUAUGUGGACAUUUAAACAAGUUGGACAACCUAAUUCAUUAAUUCAAACAAGAAUUCGUGGUGGUAUAACACCUCGACCACGUGAUCAUGGUUGGUAUAUAACAUGUGAUCCACAAUAUAUGGUAUCACAAUGGACAAUAUGUGGUGAUCAAACAAAAUCGAUGUUUGCUGAUCGUGAAUAUUGUCGACAAUUAGAUCCAUAUGGAACACCCAUUGGUGUUUAUGAACAACCAGAUUAUAUAUAUCAAUGUGCUGGUUAUUGGAGAGAAGAUUCUCGAUCUUAUUUAAUAACCUAUGAUCGUGAUGAUCCAUAUAUUAAUUUUAAAUGUUGGGUUUAUGAAAGAAUUGAUUUAUUUAAAAUAUAUCUUUCACGAUCAGCUGGAUCAUUUUGUGGUUUUAAUCAAACAUCUCAAAGUUAUGAAGCACAAGAUGGAGCUGAUCUUAAAAUUGAACUUGACGAAGCUGAGCGAAUUCAUGAUGAUUGUCCAAUUCGUUAUGAUGACGGUAAAAAUCCAUGGCAAAUUGUUGACGAAUUUUUAUUUUAUUAUGCAUCAGCAAGGCAAAUAAUGCCGUCCUUAUUUCUUUAUAUUUUUCUCAUAAUAUUAUUUCUAAUUUUUUUUUAA
This is a messenger RNA of Rotaria sp. Silwood1, 3831 nucleotides long. The record is from the annotation of a GenBank genome assembly. Lineage: Eukaryota; Metazoa; Rotifera; Eurotatoria; Philodinida; Philodinidae.